Molecule: messenger RNA, 1000 nt
Organism: Bufo gargarizans (Asiatic toad)
Lineage: Eukaryota; Metazoa; Chordata; Amphibia; Anura; Bufonidae
Product: speedy protein 1-B-like
Exons: 8
Coding region: 1-960 (319 amino acids)
Biological process (GO): positive regulation of cyclin-dependent protein serine/threonine kinase activity
Molecular function (GO): protein kinase binding
Source: RefSeq, a predicted model, not a curated record
AUGGCGCAGCUGGUAGCCACCUUAUCUGUGCGUGAUCGCAGAGUCUAUGACUGGCAGUUUGAGAAAAAUAAGCUGCCCCGCUCCCAAAUCGCUACACCCCUGCAGGAACCAGGUCCCAAGGAGCAUCAACUCCAGGUAAACGGUGUUAAUGUUGUGGCCCUGUUUGACUCAGGUGAAGAACCCAAAACAGAUGCUGUAGGGGUGACCACUGAGGUAUCGGACAGUUUUUCCCUUGCAGUAUUGGCUGGGGAUGAGGGUGAGGUGUCUAACCCUGAGCAGAAUGACUUGGAAGUGUCACGGGAGAACUUCGGGACUGCUCAGUUACAAGACUCCAUCCUGAAACAUGCAUGGGAAAAUGUAAGACCUACAAAGAUUGGAGCUCACAGUUCACCAGAAGAAUCCAGGAAGAGGAAGAAGAUGGACGAUGACAUCCCGCAGCCAGAAGAAAGGGCUGCUUUCUUCACACUCCUUGAAGACGAGCACAUCCAGUACUUUCUAGCCAGGGACAGCUGUCUUAAGAUCUCGGACAAGUAUCUCCUGGCCAUGGUCCUCACGUACUUUAGAAGAGCAAACCUGCGUACUGAGGAAUACAGGACUUACUUCUUCCCAAGUCUAUUUUUGGCCAACCAGUUUGAAGAGGAAGAGUUCUUUAGACGUGAGAUCUACCCCUGGGCCCUCGGAUUGAUGUGGAUGAUCCAGAAGAAGCAGCUUCAUCAUCUACGCAAUCAGAUGCUUAUCCGGAUGGGAUUCAGAGCUUGGGUGGAACGGGAAACCUGUGAUCUGAUCAUGGCACAAGACCCUGACCAUUGCGCAUGGAAGAGAGAGAGGAAAGUCCAUCACAGCUGGGCUAUACGCCAAUGCAGGAGGGAUGAUGCAGACUUCACCAUCACAGGUACAUGGAUCACCCCUGCACCCUGCUCUCUGUGUAACACCAUUCUCCAUCCAUGCCAGGAGGAAUAGAACAUCCAUUGCCAGGCAGAUACAUAGGAGGAACACAGAA